Molecule: messenger RNA, 1599 nt
Organism: Pseudocercospora fijiensis CIRAD86
Lineage: Eukaryota; Fungi; Ascomycota; Dothideomycetes; Mycosphaerellales; Mycosphaerellaceae
Product: histidine kinase
Exons: 4
Coding region: 1-1599 (532 amino acids)
Biological process (GO): phosphorelay signal transduction system; phosphorylation
Molecular function (GO): phosphorelay sensor kinase activity
Source: RefSeq, a predicted model, not a curated record
AUGGCCCAAGGAUACUUCGAUACUGGCGCGUUUCGAGACGACUCGUUCACAUUCGAAUGCCGUUUGAAGAAAUGGCCUGCGAAGAAAGCCUCUAGCCCACUCGAAAGCCCGCGUCCGCUCGAGCCCAGCCCUUCUUGGGUACUCGUAUCGGCGUAUAGGGAAUCAGAUCAUGAGCAGCAUACUAUGUGCUGGCUCAUAGACAUCACUGCUCACAAGAACGCGGAGGAGUUCCUGCGGAAGCGGAUGUAUGAGGCUGUGGAGAUGAGGCAGCAGAAAGAGCGCUUCAUCGACUUGAUCAGCCAUGAGAUACGGAAUCCAUUGUCAGCGAUGACCCAUUGCAUAGACGACAUAAUUGAGACUGCAAAGCAAGAAGCCAUUGGCCCAACCGACGAUGUUCUCGAGGCAGCACAGACCAUUUCGUAUUGUACCCAACACAUCAAGAAUAUUGUUGGAGAUGUCCUCACGCUUUCGAAGCUCGACUCGCGUCUUGUCGACAUAUGCCCGCAACCGACACAACCGAAGUUACUUGUUCAAGAAGCGCUUAGGAUGUUUACUCGAGAAUUGCGAGCUUCUGCCAUUGACCUCGAACUGGACAUUGACCCUUCUCUAGCAGAGCUCGAAGUGGACUGGCUCAUGAUGGAUCCUGGUCGCUUUUUGCAGGUUUUGAUCAACUUGACCACCAACGCGAUCAAGGUGGUAAAGGACAGGAGCAAGCGAUUGAUUACCGUUAAGAUGAGCGCGACGCAUGGUCCAGCGUGCAAAGCCAGUGACGAAGUGCAAUGUGUCCUCCCUCGCCAAGCUCGCAAGCCUGUCGAUUUCCCAGAGCCGUACGAUCUGGCUAAAUCUCUGUACCUAGUCUGCAGUGUUGAAGACACGGGCCCUGGACUGGAGAAGCAUGAGCUGGCGAGUCUGUUCGAACGCUUCGCUCAAGAGAAUCCGAAGACUGAGAGCAGAUACGGCGGAUCAGGCCUAGGCCUCUUUAUUUCGCGUGAUCUGACCGAAUUGCAGGGAGGACGUAUAGGUGUGGCAUCGCAGCCUGGUGUCGGAUCGAAGUUCGUCUUCUCCAUCGAAGUAAAGCGCGCCACCGAGCCACCAGCAGCCGUGUUGCCCGUCCAGGAACCUUUGCGAGGACAGGGCAUAAUAAGAAAAGACUCUCUCAAGAAUAAGGACAAAGCUGCCCCUCGAAAGCUUCUCAUCGUCGAGGACAACUCAAUCAAUGCAAAGGUCCUCUCAAAUCAGCUUCGAAAACGAGGUUACGACGUAUCGGUGGCGAUAAAUGGCGAAGAAGCACUCGAAAAGCUCAAAAUGACCACUCCUCCUUCACGACCAUCUCCAACAAUUUCUCCAGCACAAUCCGAUUUCGAUGUCGUGCUAAUGGAUAUCGAGAUGCCAGUUAUGGACGGGAUUACCUGUACACAGCAGAUUCGUGCAUUCGAAGCGAAUCAAGGAGCGCAUCAUCGGCUGCCAAUCAUUGCGGUAACGGCGAAUGUGAGGAGUGAGCAUGGCAGUGCUGCGCUGGAGGCUGGCAUGGAUGCCAUUACCACGAAGCCGUACAAGAUUGAGGAUCUUGUGAAACAGGUGGAGCAGUUUGUCAGUUGA